Gadus chalcogrammus (walleye pollock) is the source of this 3232-nucleotide messenger RNA. It is a transcript of the gene kif20a, whose product is annotated as kinesin family member 20A. The record is from RefSeq and is a predicted model, not a curated record. Gene Ontology annotation, molecular function: plus-end-directed microtubule motor activity; microtubule binding; ATP binding. Lineage: Eukaryota; Metazoa; Chordata; Actinopteri; Gadiformes; Gadidae. Gene Ontology annotation, cellular component: nucleus; spindle microtubule. The coding region runs from base 192 to 2984 and encodes 930 amino acids. Gene Ontology annotation, biological process: mitotic spindle assembly; microtubule-based movement. The transcript is spliced from 19 exons.
GGCCAGGUACGAGAAGCGCGAGGUUCAAAAAUCGGUGCAGGCAGUAAAUUGUGAAGUCGAUCAGUGUUGGAUUAACCCUGGCUGUUGUUAGACGACGAGUCGUCAAAUGAGCUAAAACUAGAUUAGUUGCAUUAAUAGUUUAGGUAGCUAGUUUCGUUUUUGGGAGAGCUAACAGCGGUUCAUAUUUCAGAAUGGCGUUGUAUUUGGCCUCACCUUGUGGACUGGUCUCAGAUGAGGAGGGCGAAACCCCCGUGUUUGAGUCCACAGCAGCCGAGCUGGGAAAUGUGACCAGACCUCGUUUGCCAGAGCUCUCAAUCAUCUCCCCUGGGCUGGAGACCAAAGCAUCCAUAUCAGCACCGAAAACCGCACCAGCAGUUGAAAGACAAGGCAGCAGGGAUGAUGCUAUACCAGAGAAAGUCAAGGUUUAUGUUCGCGUUCGGCCACUCAGCAAGGAAGAAAAAGAGCGGGCAGAGGAACAGGGUUGUGUGACCAUCCAGAAUGAAGACACCCUCCUGCUCAAAGCACCGAAGGAUUCUCAGGCCAUGAAGAGUGCAGAGAGAGGCAUAACACAGAGCAUUCACAAGUUCUCCUUUUCAAAGAUCUUUGGGCCAGAGACUAAACAGCAGGAGUUCUUUGAGGACACCAUGAAGCACAUGGUGAAGGACGUUCUCCUCGGAGAGAACCGACUCCUCUACACAUAUGGAGUGACCAACUCUGGGAAGACCUACACCAUUCAGGGGGUGGGACGGGAGCCGGGCCUGCUGCCCAGGGCCUUGGCCUCCACCUUCAGGAAGCUGCAGGGGCGUCUGUACGCGGGCAUGGACCUGAAGCCGGCCUUGUACCAGGACGUCCGGCGGCUGGACCCCAGGGAGGUGCGGGCCGAGGAGCAGCUCAGAGACUCCCUGCUGCAGGAGGACCAGAGCAUGAGUUCCCGUAGAGGCGGGACUAGCACGACGUGGGACAGCGGCAUCGCAGGGCUCUCCACCAGCAUCAACACCCAGCUGGAAGACUCGGACAACAUGUGCCUGGAUCCAGACAGCCUGUCCCAAAGCGGGGGGGAGUGUCUGGGGGAGGGCGUGCAGUACUCUGUGUGGGUGUCCUACUACGAGAUCUAUAAUGAGUUCCUGUACGAUCUGCUGGAGGCCGCGCCCACCAGCAUGCUCAAGAAGAGGUCCAACCUGAAGCUCAGCGACGACAGGCAGGGCAACCCCUACGUCAAAGACCUCACCUGGAUCCAGGUGCGCAGUGCGGAGGAGGCGUGGCGCGUGCUGCGGGCCGGCCAUCGCAACCAGAGCUUCGCCAGCACCCACCUCAACGAGAACUCCAGCCGCAGCCACAGCAUCUUCUCCAUGCGCCUGCUGCACAUCCACCAGGGGGCUGAGGCCGGCAAGGCAGCGCACAUCAGCGAGCUGACGGUGUGUGACCUGGCCGGCUCGGAGCGUUGCAAGGACCAGAGGAACGGGGAGCGGAUGAAGGAGGCCAACAACAUCAACACCUCCCUUCACACGCUGGGACGCUGCAUCGCUGCUCUGAGACACAACCAGAACAACAGGUCGCGGCCCCCCCAGGUGGUGCCCUUCAGGGAGAGCAAGCUGACCCGCGUGCUGCAGGGCUACUUCAGCGGCCGCGGCAGCUCCAGCAUGGUGGUCAACAUCAACCCCUGCGCCGGCGUCUACGACGAGACCCUGCAGGCCCUCAAGUUCUCAGCCAUCGCCACCCAGUUGCUCCACGGGCCGUCCACCAAGUCCCGGGUGGCGUACAUCCUGUCCCUGCUGAACGAGCCCGCCGCCGCCGCUGCCGCCCUCGACAGCACCUACGAGGAGGAGGACGAGGACGAAGAGGAGAGCGACGAGGAGGAGGGAGACAUGACCAUGUUGAACACCGAGUCCCUGCUGAGGGCCAUCGAGGUGCUGAAGCGGGGCGUGUUCCGCCUGCGCCAGGAGAAGGAGACGCUGGAGGCGGAGGUCCGGGAGCAGGUGGUGUCCGAGACGAUGGAGGUCUUCACCAGCAUGCAGAACGACUUCAGCGCUUCUAUGGAGGCGCAGAGGAAUCUGAUGGAGGAGAAGUAUGAAACCAAUAUAGCCAACCUGCAGAAGAACCUGAAGCGAUAUUACAGUCAGGAGCUGGACGAGCGCGACCAGGAGAUCGCCGCUCUGACCGCGGCCCUGGAGCGGAAGGAGGACGCGGCCCAGCCGGCGCCCUCCACCCUCCCCCUGCCCUCGUCCUCCGAGCCCCCGCUGCCCCGCACCCCCGUGGCCGGCCCGCGCCGCUCGGCACGCCAGGCCGCCGUGGGCACCGCCCAGGCCGACCAAUGCCGCGCCGAGCUGGACCACAGCCGCGCCGAGCUCGACCAAUGCCGCUCCGAGCUGGACCAAUGCCGCACCGAGCUGGCCUCCAGAACACAAGAGCUGAGGCGUGCUGAGGUGCAGAUGGCCGUACCAGGACCCACCAUGGCGCUGACGGGGUCCGCAGACCGCAAGCUGGAGGAAGGCCAGAGGAACCUGCGGCAGCUGAGGCUGAGUCUCCAGAGGCUGGUGGGGAACCUGCAGUCCGGGGAGCGCGCCUGCUGCCGCAACACGGACGGGGAGCGCCUGCGCCAGGCCCUGUCCAGCGCCGACGAGACGCUGGUCAGACAGGACCAGAUCCUAUCGGAGCUCCAGAACGGCCUGCGGCUGAUCAAGGCCGACCUGAGGAGAAAGGACGAGAGCCUGGCUGCGCUCCAGGCCUCCCGACCCCCUCCCUCAGGCUCCGCCUACAUGACCACGCCCACUUCCUGCAAGAAGAGGGGCUGCGGCAACAUGGAGAACCAUCCGCCGGAGAAGCGCACCUUCUUCAACUCACUGUUCCCCGCACGCAUGGGAACGCCCAAAUAUGGCGCCGCCGCCCAGCCCAACACGCCGUCCGCCCGCAUCCUGCGGUCGCGGCAGCAGUCCCCGCCCCCGAGCCCCGCCCCCACACCGCGCUCCUUUAGGGGCAAAUACUGAAGUUUAACUUUCACCCCCCCUGCGGUUAUCAGGGCUAUACAAUUGAUAUACACGUUUGUUGUUGUUUUUGCUACACAGUAUAUAAAUGCGUACCCUCAUGCAUGCAUAUGCCGUCUUGGUCAGUAGUAAAUUUUCUCUGCACAUUAAAAAUAUCCUUUUAUAUUUUGCAUUGUACCACGAGUGUAUGAAGUCGCCCAUGCGGUUUUAUAAUGGCUUGGGAUCCAAUAAAAUUGCUUGUUUUAAUGUUA